AUGAAGACUAUAUUCCCAGCCUUCCUCGCCUCGGUCUUCUUCGACAUGGCGCUUGGCGCCGGCAGUGCAACCAAAGGCACGGGAACAACAACAAGGGGAUGGUCUUGUUGCAAGAACUCCUGCUCGUGGAGCAACAAAGCUCUAGUCAAUAGUCCCGUUAUCAGCUGUGAUAACGUUGACAAUCUGCUUAACUCUCCGGCUAGGAGAGAUGGAUGCGAAAGUGGAGGAGGCUCCUUUGCUUGCUCUGAUCUGAGCCCGUGGGCCGCGAGCAAUGACCUGUCUUAUGGGUUCGCAGGCGUGAAUAUAGCAGCCUCCAAUGAGUCGGCAUGGUGCUGCUCUUGCUAUCAGCUUACAUUCACAUCUGGCGCCGUAAACGGGAAGCAAAUGGUUGUUCAGGUAGUGAACACUGGUUCUGAUCUUGGCAAUGACCAAUUUGACCUAGCCAUCCCAGGAGGUGGCCAAGGAAACCUUCAGGGGUGUACAAAAGAAUUUGGAGGAACAACUGACUUGUGGGGUGCUUCAUAUGGAGGAGUAGCUCAUCGCGAGGACUGUAACGCGCUUCCAGACCCACUGAAAGCUGGAUGCUAUUGGAGGUUCGAUUGGUUCCGGAACACAGAUAAUCCCACUGUUAGCUGGGAGAAAGUGACGUGUCCAGAAGCACUGUCCUACGUAUCUGGGUGCCGACGAAAUGACGAUCCUGUACCCGGAAAAGUGACCCCGACGCCCACAAAAUCGGCUCCAAUUGAAUCCGGGACAGUCGCGCAGGGUAGCCAAUGCGGCGGAGCGACGUAUAAAGGCCCUACUGUUUGCGUGUCAGGGACAGUCUGCACAUAUGUGGAUGAAAACCAUUACUACUGCCUCCCGGAUCCGGCAAGUACCCGCUCUACUCCAACUGUUACGAGCAGCACACCGAUACCGACAAUUGCCCAAGUUUGGGACCAGUGUGGCGGCAACGGCUGGCCAGGACCUUACCGAUGCAAGGAUUCCCAGUGUGUGAAGUUCGAUGACUUCUACUCGCAAUGCCAGCCAUACAGCUCUGGAGGAGGACAACCAGUCGUAACCUCGAAGCCACAAUCCAGUGCACCAGCCACUUAUCCAUGGGGCGGCCAGUGGACUCGUCCACACCGGACAUGGCCAGGCCAGGUGCCCAACCAACCAACCUCAGGGAAACCGACAUCCGCCAACCCGCCUGCAGCAACAGGUUAUGCUCAGUUGUACGAUCAGUGUGGCGGUCUAACAUAUACAGGUACAAAGAAUUGCGCGCCGGGCUUGAAAUGCGUGUACUCUGAUCAAUGGUACUCGCAAUGUCAGAAGGCUUAA
This is a messenger RNA of Lindgomyces ingoldianus, 1320 nucleotides long. RefSeq lists its product as uncharacterized. Gene Ontology annotation, biological process: carbohydrate metabolic process. Gene Ontology annotation, molecular function: cellulase activity; cellulose binding. The transcript has 5 exons. Lineage: Eukaryota; Fungi; Ascomycota; Dothideomycetes; Pleosporales; Lindgomycetaceae. Bases 1 to 1320 code for a protein of 439 amino acids. Gene Ontology annotation, cellular component: extracellular region. The record is from RefSeq and is a predicted model, not a curated record.